Cottoperca gobio is the source of this 3310-nucleotide messenger RNA. RefSeq names its product chemokine (C-X-C motif) ligand 12b (stromal cell-derived factor 1) (gene cxcl12b). Gene Ontology annotation, cellular component: extracellular region. NCBI's taxonomy places the organism in Eukaryota, Metazoa, Chordata, Actinopteri, Perciformes, Bovichtidae. Gene Ontology annotation, biological process: defense response; immune response; chemotaxis. The transcript is spliced from 4 exons. Gene Ontology annotation, molecular function: chemokine activity. The record is from RefSeq and is a predicted model, not a curated record. Bases 102 to 410 code for a protein of 102 amino acids.
UGAAGAUUUAACACAGUGCAGAGCAGCGCUGGCAGUCACACUUGUGCCCUGGAUUGUAGCAGAGAGAGAGCAGCCCUCCUGCAGCCUGUAAGCCCACCACCAUGGAUGUCAAACUGCUGGCACUGAUGGCUCUGCUGGCCGUGGCCACACAUGUACCAACCUCCAGCGCAAAGCCCAUCAGUCUGGUGGAGCGGUGCUGGUGUCGUUCCACCCUCAACACGGUUCCUCAGCGCUCCAUCAAAGAGCUCAAGUUCCUCCACACACCCAACUGCCCCUUCCAAGUCAUUGCCAAGCUGAAGAGCAACAGGGAAGUUUGCAUCAACCCGGAGACCAAGUGGCUGCAGCAGUACUUAAAGAACGCCAUUAACAAGGUCAAGAAAUCUAGAAGACGCAAUAACAGGAAAAACUAAAUACAAGGGAAGACAUGUCUGUCAUCAGGCCUGGCAUCCGCGGGCCGAACCUGUAUACCUCCCUGUCACUGCUAUGGAUGUAUUUAAACACGCUGUAUGUACCUGUCCACCUCUCUGGACCGCUUGCAGAACCAGCACUUCACCACCAAACUGUGCGUUACCCAGCACCGCCACCGAUCCCCUCUGCACACCACCGCAGAAACCUCCAACUCUCCAUCUUAGCACCAAGUGCAAUUAUACCUCGAAGUGACGGGACACAUGCUCACGUCAUAUAUGUGUGGGUGCUGGGCACGAGAGAGAUGGAGAGCAUGCGUGUGUGUUUGAACGUGCGACAUAUGAACUAACUCUGAUUGUGUGUCUGUAUAUAGUAUUUUCCUACUUUACACUGCUAAAGAGCUUUCCGUCUCUCACAGGGCUUUGUGGGUCACGCCACCUUCAUGUCAUGUCAUAAAAAACAUUCACAUCGGUCUCUGAGGAGCUGGUCAUGUCAAAGGAGUGAUUACUUUCAUUUCAACAUACUACUACUUCUACUUUUUAUUGUAAAUCUUACUUUCAUAAGAAAGAAAAAAAACUUGGGACGGAGAUGUUACAGACCUAAAUGUUUCCUCUGAUAAUAAGUGAUAGUGGCAUUACUCCAUGGCUGAGAGGUCUUGGGGCAGUAACAGACUCUGGUCAAUGGGCUUAACUCUUCACAAGCAGUGACCAAUCAGAGCGAGCCAUGCAGGCCAACAGUUAUCUUGAAUUGUCUUCCAGCUUAAAGCUCCACAACAGAAGCUCACACACAGUGACACACAGUGACACACAGUGCUCAGAAACCAGCACUUGUGGCGCUAUAUAUUCAGUAUGAGGGCUUGGAGUAAUUGACACAAUUAUAUUUCACUGUUUAUUUUAUGCAAGAUUUAAGAUGGGAUGUUGUGACCUCUAUAUGAAAAACAAUUAUGCUUUUUUUACCAGUCAAAAAACAUUUAAAGCGCAGUUGUUAGAGUCUGAUAUGUUAAAUGAAAUGGAAAACUGGCGUUGUGCCCAGGCCAUACUGUAUUGAUAACGAUUAUGAAAUUAAACGCUUAUCAAUGCAGCUUUUUUGUUAUUGAACAUAUCAGUAAACAGAGACCAAAUAUAAAAAGAAACCUGAAAGAAACCUGUGAACCUCAAAAAGCACAACUUUCUAUUUCAUUGUUAGAAAAAGGUGGUAGAUCGUCACAACUCUUCAUUUUCUUUACACCUCAUUAAAUGGAUUAUAUUUAAAUGUAUAUCAUGACAACAGACCAAUUCCACUGCAGUAUCUUCAUACCAACACAUGUCCUUGGUAGGAAUGGAAAGCUAAUAAAUGGUCACAUAAAACAACUUGAUUAUAAACGUCACAAUGGGAAUGUUGAUGGUGGCAAAAAGAAAGUGUUUGAUUAUCCUUUUUUAUAUAUAUUUGAGCCACUUUAUUAUCAGAUGUGUCUUUUAAAUGUAAUUGUUUUAUUUUUAUAUUGUGUAUAAUCUUACUAAAUGCUUUUGUAACGCUAUGUACAGUAGGCAGUAGCUACUAAAUGAAGGCUCGUCCAUUAAAUGUGAGAAACAGUAUAAAGCUUCUCUUUAAAGGUUUCAUGCAAUAUUUCACAAAUAUGUAAUGGUUUGUUACACAAUAUGCAACACUAAAAUACUCUUUUUCUUUAUCAUUUUUUAACAUUAAAAAAAACCAGCCAGACAAAUGAAAUAUCGCCCUCCUGGUUUGUUGUUCUCCUUGUUUCUUUAUCAACCAAUCUCAGAUGUAACAGCUGUGAACUGAAUACGAUCUGUUCAAUUCAACACACAGUGAUUGAAAACAAACUGUCAUUGUGUUACAUGAGGAAGUUAUUAAGCCCACCGGUCGUCCCCGUCGAACACUUGAUUCAAUUUUAAAGUUUUACUGAGGUUGAUGUAUGAUGUGUCAAUUGGGCCACGGAGCAAAAACAGAACAAAACCUUAGAGUUGAGAUUCAAGCGUCCGACAUGUGCUUCCAAUCUGGACACUCCCAGCACCCCACGGGCUUUCUUUUCACUUCCACUCAACUGCUGCCAUGCCGCACAUUUUUUCCCCCUGAAAUUGUUUGUGGUCAUUUCUAUGGUCUUUGUUUUGUUUAGUUUCAUACGGUCUAUUUGCUGUGAGUGCCUAGUGAUAUCAAUUUGCAGCUAAUGGUGCAAUAAUUAUGUAAAUGUAAUUAAUCUUCCAAUAUUGUCAUAGAAGUUAACGGCUAUUAAUGUUAUAUUAUUAUACUCAUUUGUUUGAACACAUUGCUAAAUAAGAUAACACUGUUCCAGUUUCCAAAUGCUCUGAUAUGCAAUGAUAAAAGUAUAAUUGUAUUUGUUGUGCAAAUUCAUUACAACACCGCCGUCCAUUCUUUACUUUGUUAACGAUAAUGAAUAUUGUGUUAUUUCUGUAAACUUCAACCUUUGUAAUAUAUGUAUAAUGUGAUAAUUAUCUCUAUUCCAGGAGAAAGAUAUUGCAUUACACAUGUUGAAAAACUUUGUUAACCAUUGUUUCAUUGUUGUUUAUGUUAAUGAGAUACAUGUAAUAACAUGUUAUUAGUUUUAUAUAGAUAAUGAAAUAUUAUAGUUUCAGACAAAUACAUCUUUAUCACUGUGAAAAUAGAGCUUUUACAUAAGUUUUUGUGUGUAUUAUUUGGUCCAAAUACACAUUCAGGUUCACAUAUUUUCCACAACAGUGUGUUAGUAAUCAGUGGGUGCAUGUGUUCUACUUUGGACCCCGAGACAAUGUGAAAUAUUUCUUUUGAGGCAGCUUCUGACACAUAUUCUUCAUAUACGCGAGAUGUAUUAGAGUAUUAUUCUCUGUAUUGUCACUGUUUUAUAAACCAAGAGGCAGUAUUUUAGCUAUGAUACUCAAGCCCUUUUUCAAUAAAGUCAUAUGAAAUAAAA